This is a messenger RNA of Ornithodoros turicata, 2579 nucleotides long. Its product is annotated as aquaporin-7-like. NCBI's taxonomy places the organism in Eukaryota, Metazoa, Arthropoda, Arachnida, Ixodida, Argasidae. The record is from RefSeq and is a predicted model, not a curated record. Gene Ontology annotation, biological process: water transport; glycerol transmembrane transport. Gene Ontology annotation, molecular function: glycerol channel activity; water channel activity. The transcript has 7 exons. Bases 191 to 1123 code for a protein of 310 amino acids. Gene Ontology annotation, cellular component: plasma membrane; basolateral plasma membrane.
UCAGACGGAAGAUUCAGGUUACUCCAACUGCUCGAUCAGUCAGACUUCGGGAGUAGUGCACCUGAUUAGCGGCAUUUUCAAGGCGCUUUGUGACUUGGGUGUACCUGCAGCGUGUGCUCUUUCUCAGAAGGGGGAAUUGCGGGACAAAACUUUCUUCCGCAAAGUGUUCCAAAGAGUUUCGGAAGACAAGAUGAUUUUGGAUAAAGUGAAGGUUAAGAGCACGGCAGUGCGAGAGAUGCUCGCUGAGCUCCUAGGAACCUUCGUACUUGUGUUGUUUGGCACCGGCGUUUUGGCGGCAUUGAAAUUCGACAAGACUGGAAACAUUGGCUACGCAGUCGGCUUCUGGGGUUGGGGGUUGGCACUAGCACUCGCUGUACUGGUCGCAGGUGGGGCUUCAGGAGCCCACUUGAACCCUUCCAUUACGAUUGCCAUGGCGACCAUCGGAAAAUGUCAGUGGAAAAAAGUGGUGCAUUACAUGGUGGCUCAGUACUUGGGCGCUUUCUUAGGGGCGGCGGUGCUCUUCUGCACGUACAAAAAUGCUUUCGACCACUUCGACGGCGGCUUGCGCGCAACUACGGGAGUCAACGCAACGGCUGAUGUAUUUGCUUCGUAUCCCAGAGAGUUCGUCAGCACAGGAAACUGCUUCCUGGACCAGGUUGUGGGUACGGGUCUUUUCGUGAUGUGCAUCGUAGCCAUCACUGACAGCAGCAACAUGGCGGUGCCUCAAGGUCUCCAGCCUCUGUUGAUCGGCAUCUCUCUGGCAACGACUGCUCUGUGCUUUGGCUACAACUGCGGGGCUCCUCUCAACCCAGCCAGAGAUUUGGGACCACGUAUUUUCACCGCUAUGGCCGGAUGGGGAACGGAAGUCUUUAGCUUCCGAGACUACAACUGGUUCUGGGUGCCGGUCGUGGCUCCCCACAUUGGAGCCGUCGUCGGAACGUGGCUCUACAAGCUCCUGGUUGGUCUGCACUGGCCCCAAGACUCGUACGACAUGGAUCAGGGGAGGAGGGACAAGGAUGGUACCAAUGGAGUGCAGAUGACGGGAAUCAAACCUUACGAUAGUAAACUACCCUACGAAGACUUCAGAAAAACGAAUGGAGCACAGGGCUCCACACAAUACUAGCAGGACUGUUGGGGCAUUUGUUAUGUGCAGGAACAUUUCGGGACCCCUGCCAAUCAGUAUUCGGGCGUUGUUGCUACUGAAGGAAUGUGUGUACAUUGGACAAGAUGGUCUUUCAUACAGUUUUUAGUACAUUUCAUAUAUGUACAUAUGAAAGUAAUCUUACAAGAUUGACAACUUUACUGUCUAUAUAUUCCUGUGUGGUUCGGAAUAUUUACACGUUAGGAAAUCAGCACUAUUUUGUAAAUUUUUCAGAUAGUAUUACAUUAUGUAUUGUGGCAUAGCUCACGUGAAUUAUAGAAAAAAGAAGAUUUUCAUUAGAACGUAAUUAAGCCCUACAAGUGUAACGCAACUUGCCUUUUAAUAUAAUAAUGUGAGUACUUCGAAUACAUAUAAUUGCCGCUCGACGUAUCCACGAUGCAAACUAUUACGCGCACUAAACGAUGCGCGCUUUAAAGCUGCUUUGUAAAGUUUGAUUUUUGUCAUCCCAUAAUACUCCACUACACUGCUGAUUGCACCUUGUGAAUUGCCAAAGAAAUUUCUGUUCAAUUAUACGCACUGUGCACAUAAACACAACGUACGUUGACUCGGAACGUUGUACACAGACACACACAUUCAUGUUACGUUUUUUUUUCUUUUUACACAGAAAACAUACAACGAAUCGUAAGCCACGUGUAUGUCCCUUCGAUAAAACUGUCCUUCCUUCAAAGUGAAUUGCAACGUUGCAAUGGAGAAUUUACGUAACACGUCUUUGACCUUAGCACCAUCCUCGCUGUUGAACUGUUCAAUAGCUUCCGGUGUAUUGUUACUGCGAGACGCUCGACAUACUCUUGCAGUACCUGGUUUUAGAUCUCGUGGGUACGUAAGUCGUGACGUAUAAAAUAAGCUGUCGAGUCUCUAGGUUCUCAACACAGUACACUCUAAAAAAAGAAAAGAAAAAACCUUCACCGCAUAGCACGCUCCUAGCCAAUCAUCAUCCCGAUUGACAACGUUCUCUCCUAUGAUUUGAUGAAAAUAGGGGGCGUACGCCAUUUUUUGACAAUUAUGAGCGGCAUAAUGCCACAAAAAAUGCCGUACGCCUCCCGUUUUUAGCAAAUCGGGGGAAAGAACUAUGUCACUCGGGAUGACGGUGGGCUAGGAGGGUGCUAUGCAGGGAAGCUCUGUUUUUAGAGUGUAUAGUCAUGUCCCCGAUUUCAAGUUUAGACCCUACAUGUGUUUGAUUCGCUAGUUUGACACUGUUCAGUAGGCAUAUAAUAAUGUCCGUACGAUCUUUGCUUCUAGCUUUCACUAUAUCUGUGUGCACAGCACGCGUACAGCGCCUUCACUCGAAUGUCAUUUUUCAGUUUGAUCAUGACGCAUUAUCACAGUCCCUCAUCAUCAUCAUUGUUGGCUUCGGUUGUAAUUUAUCGUUUUCCCUCUUUCUUUCACUUUGUCGACAAAUAAAAUACAUAAAUCAGAA